Molecule: messenger RNA, 1179 nt
Organism: Strongyloides ratti
Lineage: Eukaryota; Metazoa; Nematoda; Chromadorea; Rhabditida; Strongyloididae
Exons: 2
Coding region: 1-1179 (392 amino acids)
Source: RefSeq, a predicted model, not a curated record
AUGCAAGCGUCACAAAAUAUAAUUAAGCAAAAUAUAAUAUUUUUAAAUAAUAAUAUCCCUAAUUUAAAUAUUAAAUAUGAAGAUUUAUUUAAUAAAAAUGGAAAAUGUAAUUUUAGUAGAAUAAUUUUAUACAUUUAUGAAACUAUUACAUUAGAUAAGGUAGAAGAUAUUAAUCCAAGGAAUAGUCAAAAAAUUUCUUAUCAAAUAUUAAUGGGUUCACAAAAAUUUUACUCAAUAAAAAAAGUUCAAGAAAUUUUAAAAAUAUUUUUAAAUAAAGAUAAAAUAUCUUUAAAAAGAAUUCAUCGUCCUGAUAAUAUGUUAGUUUGUGAAACGUUAAAUUUUUUAAGAAAACUAUAUAGUGCUGGAAUAGUUUUACGUAAUGAGGUUUUAAAAAUUCAUGAAGAAAUUAAUGAAAGGAAAGAAUUAUUUAUAUCAUUAAAUGAAGAAAAAAAAAAUUUAGAAAAUAUAUUAGCUAGCUAUGAUAAUACAAAUAAAUUUGAAGAAACUGAAAAACUUUUAUUUCAAGUACAUGAAGAUUUCACUAAGAAAGAAAUUAUUAAAGAAAAAUUAUUAUUAGAAGUUAAACAAUUUGAUGAAGAAACAGUAUGUCUAAUGAAUCAAAUAGAUAUAGCAAAAAAAAGAGAAAUAGAUUUAGAAAAAGAAUAUAAACAAUUAUUGUCAUUAUUAACAAAUGCUAAAAGUGAAAUGAUAUUCGAUGAUACUUUUGUUGCAGAGGGAAAUAAAAGAUUUCUUGAAACAUCAUUUGUUUUGGAAGAUGAAAAAAAAAUUUUAGAAAAUGAAAUAGAAAAAAUAGAUUAUAGAUUUAAUCUUUUAAAUCAACUAAAUGAAAUUAUUGAUAAAAAAUAUGAGGCAUUAGAAUAUUUAAAAAACAAUUAUGAAUCUUUAAAAAAUAUUGAUGAAAAAAUAAAUAAUGAAUGUAAAAAUAUUGAAGAAAAGUAUAAAACUUUUCUUACAUUUUUUAAUGAACCAUUAGAUUUAUUAAGAAAACAUGAACAAGUGUCAACAAAUUCUUUAGAUGUAAUAAAAAAUAUAUUCUUAUUAAAAAUAAAUGAAUCUAUAGAAAAAACAAAAAGAUAUAUUGAAAAUUUUGAAAAAAUUGAUAAAUAUGAAUUAUUUAAAGAUAGGUAUAAUAAAGAAAUAGAUAAAUUUUUUGAAUAA